This is a messenger RNA of Frankliniella occidentalis (western flower thrips), 3625 nucleotides long. RefSeq names its product protein dimmed. Lineage: Eukaryota; Metazoa; Arthropoda; Insecta; Thysanoptera; Thripidae. The record is from RefSeq and is a predicted model, not a curated record. The coding region runs from base 148 to 969 and encodes 273 amino acids. The transcript is spliced from 5 exons. Gene Ontology annotation, molecular function: protein dimerization activity.
AUAACUAACUUGUCUCUCUCUCCCGUGUUGCAGAUCCGACCGCGGCGCCGCGGCUCCUGCUGAGCCCGCCAAGUCUUCGGAGCAGGGGGGGUUGCAGAGCCCCACUCCCCGUCCCCGAUGGAUCCCUGAGCCUGAGCUGUCACAGAAAUGAAGUCCUUGGAACGAGUGUCGUCAGCGUCGGCCGGCGAGGCGGCGGCGUUCUGGCUUGAAGACGACGUCGACGACGAGGAGGUCGACGUGGACGUGGAGGACCGCGACCAAGAUCACGACGUGGAAGAUAUGCUGUUGGGAUCCGAGGACUCGACGUCCACCUCCAGCCUCGCCGGCCACCACGGACGAGGCGGCAAGCAGGGCCACAGCAAGGCUCGGAGCGCAGACGGUUCCGAGAGCUCGGGUAGCGAGCGCAGCGAGCGCUGCAGUGAGCGUGGGUCCGAGCGCGGGCCGAGCGCGGGUGAGCGGCUGAGCGAGCGCAGCGCAGUGGAGCGGACCGCCAUGGCCCAGCUACCGCCCAUGCAGCCGCGGCCCAAGCGCAAGCUGAGCUGCUCGUCGGCCACCAGCCACGCGGGGGCGCACCCCCUACGGCGGCGCAAGUCGGGCAUCUCGGCGCGGGAGAGGAACCUGAGGCGGCUGGAGAGCAACGAGAGGGAGCGCAUGAGGAUGCACUCCCUAAACGACGCGUUCGAGCAACUACGAGAGGUGAUACCGCACGUUAAGAUGGAGCGCAAACUGUCAAAAAUAGAGACGCUUACACUGGCCAAAAAUUACAUCAUGGCAUUAACAAAUGUCAUAUGUGAAAUGAGGGGUGAAGAAAAGCCAUACACGUUCCUGGAUGUAGAUUGUGAAACAAAUGGAAGUGGAAGUGGCAACGAGCAGGGCCCUGAAACAGAUGAUUUGGAACCAAACAACAAUAGUUUGUUCCAGGAAAAUUUACAGCUUGGGAAUCCGAGUGGAAUCACAUCUGAUGCCUGAGGCUUAAUAGUGAGCUUAAUUUCUCGAACUCACUAUCCUCCAUUGAAGAAACGUGCUCGAAGUUCCUUGUGUCCUUAACUGAACUGCAUAGACUCCUGUGGUUAGAAAGUCUGGCCCUAUUUUCGAGACAUGUAUGUGACCAAGAUUUGGAACAGGUGUUCAGCAUUCCAGUGGAUUCUUUGGUGUUGUGCUUCACUCGGCCCUCAGAGAGGGCCCGAAGAGAUGGACCUACUGACGUGGAAAAGUUUUGAAGAAUGGCAAAGUUACUACCAGAGUAAUGUUGAGCAAAUAUUUUAACUUGUACUGGUGGUAUUGCAAGUACAGAUCAUGAAAAAGACAACUAAGUUUUUAAGCAUUUACAACAAGAUUGUUGAGUAGAUUUCAAGCCAGAUAGUUAUCUGGAAGUAAAGACAUUGAGUGAAACUGUUAAAAGUAUGUUGAUGUAUUUUUAUUACAAACCUUUGUGUUUGGGGUUUGAUGUAGAAUUUUAUGUAGGGACUGAUAAAUGAGUUGUGGUUAAUUUCUGGAGACUUACCUUUAUAAUUUCUUCAAUAGAUUGUAGUGAGCAUGCAUUAUAUUCUUGCCGUUAAUUUUAAAUGAACUGAAAGGCAUAAUGAUUAGGAACUUGUGUCAUACCUCAUAUUCAGACUUGCUGGUCACCAGAUAUAUAACCAUGACACAUUAGUUGUUACAAAAUGAUAUUAUUUACGAGUUGUGAACGCUGUGUGGAGAAAAUAUAUACAAAUACAUUCCAUGAAUGUGUGAAUGGGAGUAUGUUUGAGUGUAAAGUGCAAGAAUGUGUGUAGAUGAGUGAAUGUGAGUGUGUGCCUCUGUUAUAGAUAAAAUUGAAUGUAGAAUGUUACAUUUUCUAUCUCAAGCUUGUAGGUGAUGCAAAAGAAUUUGCACACUCAUCUCAAAUAGAAAAGACAAUUAUAGUAUUCCAUGUGUACAAAAGUAAUUUUACAAUCACAAGCAGGAAAGUACCUUUCAUGAAGAAUGUUUGAGAUCUUGAUUGUCAUCAUAUUCAUGGAGUGACAAUUUUUACCUCAGAGAAUUUGUCAACUGAAUUGAGUUUCCUCAGUUUCCCCAGUUACUACAUUUUUCAAUAAAAUGUUCAACAAUGUUAUUUUUAAAAAUUUUAUCAAAAGUUUAUUUCUGUUCUGCUGUUUUACUCUGCUUUUCUAGAAAUUUUAUCUUUUUGAUAGUCCAAAGGUUUGGAAAAUCUAGACAGAUAUUCUUGCCAGGUCAAAAUCUUUCAAGUUGGUUUUUCCUUCAAAUGAUGCUCUCUAGGAGAAAAAUCUCACUUUGGUCUGCUUUUAAGUUACCUUAAACCUUGCCAUAUAAGGAGAGGCCAAAUGAGAAGCAACUUAAUAACCAUAAAAAAAAUUGAAGAAUAAACAAUUAGUCAACUGAAGCCCAAAGAGGUAACAUUACUAACUUCCUGAAUGAAAAAUGCCAGAAAAUACACAGCCUUUGUUCAGAUAUCCAGAGGCAGUUCCUCAGUGCUCAUUGCUCAUGAAGCUGACUUCCUUAAUUUUAUGUUCAUGUGCUUAAAGAGAAAGGAAGAUAACCUUGGCCCCCAUGUAAAUUAUUCUGUAGAUAGCCACACUGUACAUAAUGCCUAUCAGUCUCUUUCCUUUUUUAUGUUUAAAAUUGCUGGUGGUGGUUUCAGAAGAUGAAAAAAAUGAUGAAAGUGAAAAAAUAGAUGUCAUUUCUAUUCUAUUCUAGAUGAAGUACACCUUUAAACCUAAUAUACAUUUUGCUUUCUGUAAUGUGGACAUCUUAAAGCGAUUCUUCUGAAUGCCAAAUAUUGUGUGCCAAGAACCUGAGGACAACAUAAAACUAAAUUUUGAGGCCAAAAUUCUAAACAUGUUAGAGAGAAAUAAAGAGAGAACUUAGAUAAUUUAAUAAUGGGCAAGUAUUACUAUUUGUAAAAGAGAGAAUAAGUAAACAUUGUACCCUACUGUUCAGGAGCAGAUGGAAAAUAGAAAUAUGAACAGAAAUGCAAAGAAGAAAAGCUUCAUUUUUGUCUACAGCAAUCAAUGUGAGAGAUAUGAAAAAGAAAGUACAAAUGCAAGACAGCUGUUUCAGUGCUCACUUCAAUAGUCAUUGAAAAACAUGAGAUUAACGUAAAUGGCGCAGCCAACUUGCAAAAAAUUAAGUUUGAAACAAAAAUAUUCCAAAUACAAAUGUUGACCUAAAGUAAAAUUUAAUCAUUUGGAAAUUUUUGAAGUGGAUUAUUGAAUUAUAACUGGUUGAAGUGAUAAUUGUUCUUAAGAAAAGGAAAUGUGCCUUCCUCACAUUAUUUUAGAUGUAGAUAUUUUACAAAUUUUUCUGGGUACAGCUCACAUAUUGCUCUAAUACAAGGACCAUGUUUAUUUUAAUUAUUGGCAGUGCCCAAUGUUUAAAGUCAUUUGAAGAGUAUCUCUAAAAAAAGCUAGCACAAGGAGCAAAAACUAAAAAGAAAAGCAUUUGCUCAUUUGAAGGGGAGAGUCACGGUUGCACCACAUGUAAAAAAUGUGUACAGGUUAAACAUUAACAAUUUUAUCCAUGCCAAGCUGUUGAGGCAAAUUGACACAGGCUGAAUAUGUGAUUAUGAUGUUAUGUUUACAGCAAUUAAAUGUUGCAUGGGUUUUGAAGCCCAAUUUUUUUUUGA